AUGUCAACCUCUAAUCCAAAAACUAAAAUCGGACGACAGCAUGAAAAAACAUGGUCAUAUCUCCAAAAACGAUUGUCGGAUGCUUCCUUCAACUACGCUAGGAUCAUGCCUGAAAACAUCCUAAGUUUUAUCAAGCACAAAGCCACAAGCGUCAACAGUUGUCUCGGCUAUUUUGUACCAACAAUCCUUGCCACGGUGUCCUAUCUUCUGAGCAAAGCAAAAGCUUCUGUUCACACAGUUAAUCACGCUCAAUCAACUAACCUGUACACCGUAUUCGUCGGGUAUCCUGGUACUGGCAAAUCCGCAUCAAUCCAACAUGGUUGUAUUAAACCCAUACAGAAUGCCUUGCAAGAUGACGUGAAAGAUUGCCUGCUUGACCGAACAACUUCAUCUGGUUUGGUAAAGCAUCUCUCAAAAAACGGAACUGGGUUUAUCGUUUCGCCAGAAGUAUCGGAUGUGCUAAAUAAAUUGUUAAAGUCGGACGAGGAUACAUGUUCGGGUGAUGCCAUGGUUUUAUGCAAACUCUUCUCGGGUGAACGAAGUUCGUUUAACUAUGCGACGGAAGAGGCGAGAGAUAUCAGAGAAAACACACCUUUUUCUAUCCUUGGGUGCACUCAGAUGCCUAACGCCGCUAAACUUGUUGCGAGAAUGGACAAAGGACAAGGACUGUUAGAUCGAUUUCUAAUUUCCGUUCCACGCGCAAUAUGCCCCAAGUCAAGUGAAGUCGAACAGUCAGUUGAAUACCUGUCCACCGAGUGCAUUGACAUUUUCAAUGAGGUUUAUCGCUUGCUCGUUCACUUUCACACAAAUAAUAUCAUGGAAUACCGCUUUGACGACGAGGCUGAAAAAUCGAUGAAAAACGAGCGAGAUGCCUUUACCAGUGAUGUUAACGAUGCUAUCAACGAUGGAGAAACUACACCACCCAAAUCAAAGAAGUUAUACUAUGGAAUGCGCCUUGGCAGGGCACGAAGUUAUCAUCCCUACACGUAUUACCAAAGACACAUUGGAAAAAGCCAAGUUGUAUGUCGAUCAUGUCGAAACGCAAAAACAUAUGCUGUAUGA
Dendronephthya gigantea is the source of this 1062-nucleotide messenger RNA. RefSeq lists its product as uncharacterized. Lineage: Eukaryota; Metazoa; Cnidaria; Anthozoa; Malacalcyonacea; Nephtheidae. The transcript has a single exon. The record is from RefSeq and is a predicted model, not a curated record. Bases 1 to 1062 code for a protein of 353 amino acids.